Mizuhopecten yessoensis (Yesso scallop) is the source of this 2167-nucleotide messenger RNA. RefSeq names its product solute carrier family 22 member 21-like. Bases 276 to 1910 code for a protein of 544 amino acids. Gene Ontology annotation, cellular component: membrane. The transcript is spliced from 9 exons. NCBI's taxonomy places the organism in Eukaryota, Metazoa, Mollusca, Bivalvia, Pectinida, Pectinidae. Gene Ontology annotation, molecular function: transmembrane transporter activity. The record is from RefSeq and is a predicted model, not a curated record. Gene Ontology annotation, biological process: transmembrane transport.
UCAUAUAAAUAGUGUUUUCACUGGUGCGUAUAACACACUUCUCGACACUUAAAAGAAAUAUCAUUCAGUGUUUAUACAACGUUUGUAAGUUGAUUUAAUGCAGAUAAUGUCCGGCUGUGGAUACUUCGUUUUCUGAACAAGACCUCUAUGAGACAUAACACACUCAUGUAAGGCUUUCCAGGGAGAGGCUAUACAUACAGAGACCAGAGUUUGUGUGGAACGUAAUUUGCCUCAGAAAGACAUACAGCUCUCAGAGCUUCUACUGAUUCGUAAAAAUGUCGGCGACCAGUGCGUAUUUAGAAAGCCUGUUAGACGAGACCGGGGGAUUCUCCAGAUUCCAGGUUCUCAUGUUCUCGUCCGUGAGCAUGAGCAAAAUAGGACCCGUAUGGAGCAUGCUCGUCAUGACGUUUGCCGGCGCGAUUCCAUCAUGGAGUUGUGAAGAUGACGUUCACAAUGUGACAUCAUACAGGCAUUCAAAUUCUAUAAACAGCACGUUGAAUUCUGCACAAGAUUUUGGAAAUGCAUCCUUUCAACAAUGUUAUACUUCUGUGAACUCUACAUCAGACACAUGUAUGAGCUUCCGCUUUGACGAGGGUAUGAACACUGUCGUAAGUGAGUGGGGUUUGAUCUGUGACAAGGACUGGGUAUCCUCCACCAUUACAACAAUCCAGAUGACUGGACUGCUCAUCAGUGGAAUAACAGCUGGUCACAUAGCGGACGGAAUCGGCCGAAAGCCGACCUACUUCAUGGCUUUACUGAUUCUGGUUACUUGCAAUGCGAUUGCUGGAUUUUCUGUUUCUUGGAAAAUGUUUGCAGCCAUGCGCUUCUUACUUGGAUUCGGAACCGGAUGUUACCUGACGGUAUUUUAUACGUUUAUGAUGGAGUUCACGCCUUCAAAACACAGACCCGUUGUCGUCGCCUUCCCUUCCUGGGCCCUCUGGGCAUGCGCAUUCGGCUUCCUGUCAAUGUGGCUCCAUGACUGGCGUUAUAUCCACUUCGCUACAGCUAUUAUAACCGUACCAUGGGUCUUAUUUUGGUGGGUAACCCCCGAGAGCUUCCGAUAUUUGGUGUCUCACAAUAGAAUCGAGGAGGCGAAAGAAGUUGUGCGCAGAAUGGCGCGCAUCAAUGGCCGACCUGUUCCGAACUUGAAGAAACUUCGUAUGCUUGCGGACCUUGAUCAGGCGAAGGAUAGGAAGUACACGGUGAAGGAUAUUUUAACGUCACGUCGACUUCUGAAGUACACGGUUCUGCUUGGUGUUGGAUGGCUGUCCUGUGGAUACGGUUACUACGCCAUUUCGUUUGGUGUACAGAGUCUAUCGGGGAAUCUUUAUUAUAACAUGUUUCUACUCAGCGUUGUGGAGGUGCCCGCGCAGAUGUCUACUUACUAUCUGGCCAACAAACUCGGACGGAAGCCCACAGCGCUAGGGUUUUUCAUGAUUUCAAGCAUGUCCUCGGUGGUUGUUGCCGUAACACAAAUCACAGAUUUUGAAAUGAAACAUCAGCUGAUGAGCGGUUUCGCGCUUGCGGCCAAACUUGGCGUUGCUGCUGGGUGGUCAGCCCUCAUGUUACUGACCACUGAGAACUAUCCUACAGUGGUCAGAAACAUCGGUUUCGGAUUGCAGUGUUCUAUCAGUAGAGUUGGUGGAAUGGUGGCACCGCAAGCUGUAUACCUAAAUCACCACCAUCCCGGAGCAUUAUACUUUAUAUGUGGGGGACUACUUUUCAUCUCCGCGGUAUGCAUGAUCUUCAUACCGGAAACGAAAGGCAAAGCCAUGCAGGAUGUCAUCAACGGAGAUACCACCAAGGGGAGCCCGAGUCAACUACACUCUUUACUAUCGUCUGACUCACCAUCCGAAGAUUCGUCUGGGAACACGACUGAUAACUUGCAGUCCAACAACCUAAAAAUAUAAUAGUCUUUCAAAAUACAAUUGAAAACAUGUUGUUAGCGUUACGUUAGGAAUAGAAAAUAGCUUUACUUGUGAACAACUGUACCUGAUCAUUUCACGGGUAAAAACGUAAAGAAUCUCGAUACCCGACACCUGUUAUAAAUUUGGCAGACUUCAGAAACGAAUAAUCUGUCCACUUAUGCCUUAAUGUCAACAUUUGCCUGGAAAAACAAGACAUAUAUACAGAUUGUACAAUAUAUAAUACAAUAUAAACUAUAUCA